CUGAGCAGUCGUCCGGUUCUGGAUUGCGGCGUCGUACUACACGUAAUGCAGAAGCUCCUGAAGGAGAAGGAGUUGGUCGUGGACGUGAUGAAGUUGCUGAAGGUUAUCAAGAUCGCGACGAUGUUGAUGCAACUUACUUAGUUAAGGCUCACAUCAUGAUUUGAUGACUCAUUGCAUCUUUUGCUGUGUGGGGGUGAGAUAUUUCCGUCUCGACUUCUUUUCAAUUCCUUUUGAUCAUUCAGGGACAAUCGACAAGCCGAUGUGCUACAACAUAAAGUAAGUAUGCAGGGUGAACCAUCAUAUUUGGAGAGAGCUCCAACUUUAGCAGUGUUGAAGGGCCUGGGUCUCCGUACGGACGGGCACCAGACUCCUACUCUGGAAUCGAUAGAAGCCAGUUUCGUCAUGAUCCAAAGAAAGAUCUUUCCUUACCGGGGCCUGUUUCGAUGGUGAUGCGUGGAACUAAAUGUCCUACCCCGGAUGAAGCCACACAGUUAAGGAAUCAGUUUGACGACGGGCGAACGAAUCAGUUAUACAUUGCAGGAUCGAGGAUAACGAUGAUUUUCGAUAUCAAAGAUAAAGCAGUGCUUUAGAUGAAAAGAAGGCCUAGUCUUUUCACCGUUCCACACACGAAGGCCUUGUGGUCCUUGUGAAGAAACCCUUUGUUGUACAGUAGAGCUCUUCUUAGAAGGUAGGACUUCACUGAGAGGCCUCAUACAUAGAUGCACAAUGCUAUACAAGAGGCACCAGGACAUGACAUGUAAGGAGACUUCCUCAUGUGAGUUCUUUUUUGUUCUGCAUUGGUAAACUUCUCAAUGAAAAAGCAGCCUUUGGUGCAGCCGGUAUGUAAGUAAUUAAGUGGGGUUUUUUAAGUAGUUGAAUGGGAGGCAGCAUGUAGUCCUAUGGAAAAAAAAAAGUGGGCCGAGGUCUGGGGCGAGAGACGGGGAUAUCCUGAACUUGAACUAAACGCGCCGUCUCUUGGUGUGAGAUUUUUUUCGUUUUCCAUCGUUGAGCUUCUCUUCUAAGUUAUGGUUGCCCGUUUUCCGAGGUUGAAGAACAAUUACCCGAUAAUUUUCCUGGAGGAUUGUGGCCUGAAGGAGGGGUCGCAAACAUGCCUGUAAGAACGAUGCCGUCUUCUACAUCUGGUGCGCGUGAAUCCUGG
Amoebophrya sp. A25 is the source of this 1159-nucleotide messenger RNA. Lineage: Eukaryota; Dinophyceae; Syndiniales; Amoebophryaceae. The record is from the annotation of a GenBank genome assembly.